Molecule: messenger RNA, 447 nt
Organism: Trichophyton rubrum CBS 118892
Lineage: Eukaryota; Fungi; Ascomycota; Eurotiomycetes; Onygenales; Arthrodermataceae
Exons: 1
Coding region: 1-447 (148 amino acids)
Biological process (GO): carbohydrate transport; transmembrane transport
Cellular component (GO): membrane
Molecular function (GO): carbohydrate:proton symporter activity
Source: RefSeq, a predicted model, not a curated record
AUGACACAAAGGAUUCACCGGUGGAAUAUUACCCACCGGCUCGAGAAGCGCUCGCUGCUGAUUGCGAUCAACAGCGUAGCUGCUCUAUCCAUUUUCUUCUUUGGCUAUGACCAGGGCAUGAUGGGGGGCGUGAACAACGCCAAACACUACAUUGAGCUCAUGGGCUUUGGGCAUACGGAGGCCGUCAACGGGUCGAAGAACAGCCCCGUCAUUACUGACAGCUUGCUUCAGGGUGGGAUUGUGUCGGUGUAUUACCUCGGCACUUUGGUAGGGGCACUUGCUGGUGGAAUGAUUGGGGAUAGACUGGGACGCAUCAGAUCCAUCGCCCUGGGUGCUGUUUGGGGAAUCAUUGGAGCUGCAUUGCAGUGUUCUGCCCAAAAUCACGUCUGGAUGAUUUUUGGUAGGUUUGGUCGCGUGUCCUCGGUUGAUGGAUGCUUUACGAGCUAA